GGUCAAGGUUGCACUUGCAGUAUUGCCAGUAGGACGCGACUGGAGCUCCGUUGACGCACAAACAGAGCAGCAGACUUAAUCAGCUGAGACUCUGUUGUUAACUUCUCCUGUUUGUGUUCACACCCCCCCGAGGAAUCUCUCACCUCACAGAAGCAGCCAUGGAUGAAAUGGAGGAAGAGUUAAAAUGCCCUGUUUGUGGCUCUUUUUUCCGGGAGCCCAUCAUACUGCCGUGCUCCCACAACAUUUGCCUGGCGUGUGCUCGGAAUAUUCUUGUGCAGACCCCGGACGCUGAGUCCCCACAGAGCAGCCGAGCCUCCGGAUCCGGCGUCUCUGACUAUGAUUACCUAGAUUUAGAUAAAAUGAGUUUGUACAGUGAGGCGGACAGUGGAUACGGUUCCUAUGGGGGCUUCAUCAGCACUCCGACCACCCCUUGCCAAAAAUCACCAAACGGAGUGCGGGUUUUUCCACCGUCUGUCCCCCAGCCUCCUCCGCAGCACCUGCUACCGCAGCCCAGCUCUUUACCCCCGAUCCCCCGCAACUCCUGCAUCACUUGCCCGCAGUGUCACCGCAGCCUAAUCCUGGACGAGCGGGGGCUCCGCGGAUUCCCCAAGAACCGGGUGCUGGAGGGAGUUGUGGACAGGUAUCAGCAGAGCAAAGCGGCCGCUCUCAAGUGCCAGCUCUGUGAGAAGAGUCCAAAGGAGGCCACCGUGAUGUGCGAGCAGUGCGACGUCUUCUACUGCGACCCGUGCCGCCUCCGGUGCCAUCCUCCCCGCGGUCCCCUCGCCAAGCAUCGCCUGGUGCCGCCAGCGCAGGGGCGGAUAAGUCGCCGCACGAGUCCGCGCAAAAUCUCCACUUGCACAGAGCACGAACUGGAGAAUUUAAGCAUGUACUGUGUACAGUGUAAGAUGCCCGUGUGCUAUCAGUGUUUGGAAGAAGGCAAACACGGCACACAUGAAGUAAAAGCUUUGGGCGCAAUGUGGAAACUGCACAAGGGUCAGCUGUCUCAGGCUCUCAACGGCCUGUCAGACCGAGCCACUGAGGCCAAGGAGUUCCUGGUUCAGCUGAGAAACAUGGUGCAGCACAUCCAGGAGAACGGCGUGGAGUUUGAGGCCUGUUUGGUGGCGCAGUGCGACGCCCUCAUCGACGCCUUGAACCGACGCAAGGCCCAGCUGCUGUCUCGAGUGAACAAAGAGCACGAACACAAACUGAAGGUGGUUCGGGAUCAGAUCUCCCACUGUACGGUGAAGCUGCGUCAGACCACAGGGCUGAUGGAGUAUUGUCUGGAAGUCAUCAAGGAGAAUGACCCCAGUGGUUUCCUGCAGAUCUCCGAUGCCUUGAUCCGGAGGGUAAGCAUGACAGAGGGCCAGUGGGGGAAAGGAACCCUCACCCCCAGGAUGACCAGCGACUUCGACCUCACUCUGGACAACGGCCCCCUCCUGCAGACCAUCCACCAGCUGGACUUUGUCCAGAUGAAAGGCCGUAAUCUGGCCUGGUUUUUCUUCUCCUCAGUCCCAGCUGCUCCCAUGCUCCAGCUGGAGGAAUGCUGCACUCAGAACAACAGCGCCACGUUGUCAUGGAAACAGCCGCCACUCUCCACCAUCGCCGUGGAUGGCUACAUUCUGGAGCUGGACGAUGGAAACAUGGGGCCGUUCAGGGAAGUGUACGUGGGGACGGAGACCAUCUGCACAGUGGACGGGCUCCACUUCAACAGCACAUACAAGUCCAGAGUAAAGGCCUUUAAUGCCAGCGGAGUGGGCCAGUACAGCAAGACGCUGAUCAUGCAGACCUCUGAGACUGGACUCCCUCCAUGUGAUAUUCAAUCUAUAGGCACAGUCGCUUGGUUCACCUUUGACCCAGCCUCCGCUCACCCGGACAUCGUCCUCUCCAACGACAACCUGACGGUGUCGUGCAACAGCUACGACGACAGGGUGGUCAUGGGUAAUUCUGCCUUCUCCCGCGGCGUUCAUUACUGGGAAAUGACCGUGGAUCGCUAUGACAACCACCCAGACCCGGCUUUUGGGAUCGCUCGGGCCGACGUGCUGAAAGACGUGAUGCUGGGGAAGGACGACAAGGCCUGGGCCAUGUACGUGGACAACAACCGGUCCUGGUUCAUGCACAAUAACUCACACACUAACAGGACGGACGGCGGCAUCGGUAAAGGAGCUACAAUAGGAAUUCUACUGGACUUCUCACGCGGCAUCCUCAUCUUCCUCAUCAAUGAUGAGCAGCAGGGUCCAGUGGCUUUUGAAGGCUUGGAGGGCGUCUAUUACCCCGCUAUCAGUCUCAACCGAAAUGUCCAGAUCACACUGCAUACUGGUCUACCCAUCCCUGACUUCUACUCUCCCGGAGACGCAGAUCCCGCUGACUCUGUGUGCUAAAGACUCACCACCACCACCGGCUAGGGAAAACCUCUCCAGGAUUUCCUAGGGUUCAUCAUGCUAGUCAAUGACUAUGAUCCAACCCUCCCCCUUUCCUUCCCUCCCCCUCCCCCUCCCCACCUCCUCUUGUCCCCCUGACCGACUGACCCCAUGACUCUCUGUAAGAGGCCCCAUCCAGCGCUGAGCCAUGCCUUUAUCAUGCCUAAACCUUGGACACAUGAACUAUCUGCAGGACAAAAAUGGACCGUGCUUUGCAAUGUGUACCUUGUAUUUUGACCAGAUUUACAGUUGAGGAAGAUGAAAUCCUGUUAUAAUAAUCUCAAACUGAUGAACUUGGAAUUAUGUGCAGGGAUCAGAAUAUCUGUUUAAAGGAAUGGUUUGAUAUUUUGGAAAAUAUACUCAUUUCCUUUCUUGCAGAGGGUUAGAUGAGAAGAUUGACACUAAAUUUGAAGCUAGUGUUAGCAGUCAGUUGGCUCAACCUCAAACAGGGAAACGGCUAGCCUGGCUCUGUCAAAAGUUCACAAAUAUGUCGCCCAACCACUUCUAAAGCUCACUUAUUAAACUACUCUAUCUCAUUUGUUUAGUCUGUACAAAAAAAUGACGUGUAAAAAUGACAUGUUGUGGUUUUAAGGGCACAAAUAUAGUCACAUAACACCAGAUAAAUAAAACCAGAAUGUCUCGUUUUUACAUUUCAAUUUUAAACUAACAAGUUGUACUGUAAUGUGCUAAUUAGUGAGCUGUAGAGAUGCUGCUAGCCUGGCUUUGUCCAAAGCAGGCUAAGCUAACAGCCUGCUGGCUGUAGCUUCAUAUUUAGAGUACAGCCAAUGAAAGUGGUAUCACUUUUCCUAAAAUAUUGAACUUUUUCUUUUUAAGGAAGGAGUUUGUUUUGUAAAUGAGUUGACUUGGAAAAAUUUGCCCCCAGCAUACCAUCAGCAUACAGUUCAGUAUAUCUUAUUCUUCUUUCUUAUUUUACAUUAACAAGCACAAUAUCCUGUAUAUAUUACUUUCCUGCCGUCAGUCUCGAACAUCCUGACACAUUUAAAACACCAGGGAGACCAUGAGAGGGGGUCUUUUGUGUGUUUGUGUGAAUGUGUGUGAGGUGGGGGUGGAUCGGUUGAGGCAGGUCAGCAGCUGCUAUCCUCCCUGCACCAGAACUCUCAGCCGCGUCACUGUCCUAUCCUCACCUGUGUACCUGAGACGCUUUUCUUAUUGGCUUAGCUUGUGUGAUCCUUCUGUAUCGUCUGUAAUUUAAAAAAAAAUUAUAUAUAUAUAUAAUUUUUUUUACAGCAUCGCCAUGUAAAAUGCUACUGGAAGCGAGGCCUUCUUGCAGCCUUUCUUUGCGGUGCAGUUCUCAGAACAGGAGGGAUGGAUUUUGGUUUAAUGUAUCAUAAAAGCGGGCUAUUCCGUGUGUUGACAAUGGGUUAAAGAUGAUGACUGUGAAGCUCUUUGAAUAAGGUGCUACAGCAGCUCGCUUCAUUCUGGCUUUUUUUACUGUAGGUGACUGAAUCCUGGUAGUUUUGUAAUAUUGUUAUUGAAAUGAUCUAUUACAAAGAGGUGUAUAGCUAAGUAAGUUAUUGAUGUUCAGCAUUGUUUCUUUAUUUCAUGUAUAGUUAUAAACAGAAGGAAAGAAAGUGUAUCUUUUUGUCCCUUUUGAAAAUGUAGUUUGGAGUUUUUGAGGCUUUUCAGUAAUCGUGAGAACCAGUUUAUGUCAGACUAAAGCAACAGGAACGGUGAUGAUGUACUGGGAUGUUCCUGUGGCAUCGCAUUUGGGCAACAGCCUCAACAUGCAACAAUGAAGCCAUGCUAGCAGCUCUGCCAAUGCUGUACAGUGGUGCUUUGAGAUAAAUGCUAACCCUAGCAUGCUAACAUGCUCACAAUGACAAUACUAACAUGCUGAUUUUUAUCGGGUAUAACGUUUACCAUGUUUACCAUUGUAGUUAUUUGCUAAUUUGCAGUAUACACAAAGUACAGCUCAGGAUGAUGGGAAUGUCAUUAAUGUUGCAGGUAUUUGAUCAUAAAUCAAAUUCUAUGGCAACAUUUUUUGACCUGAUGAUCACCAACAAUUUAUCCGGGAAGGAACCAUUAUUGUGUGUACCAAACUUAAUUGCAAUCCAACCAACAGUUACUGAGAUAUUUCACUCAAAACCACAAAUGUCAACCUCUUGGCAAUGUUUGUACAAGAUGUCUUAUGAAUCCAUCCAAUAGUUGCUGAGAUAUUUUAGUCUGGACCAAAGUGGUGGACGGACCGAUCGACAUGGCUAUCCCUGGAAACAGAGCAAUAGCAUGGCUUAAAAAAAAAAAAAAAAAAAA
Perca fluviatilis (European perch) is the source of this 4688-nucleotide messenger RNA. It is a transcript of the gene trim9, whose product is annotated as tripartite motif containing 9. The record is from RefSeq and is a predicted model, not a curated record. NCBI's taxonomy places the organism in Eukaryota, Metazoa, Chordata, Actinopteri, Perciformes, Percidae. The transcript is spliced from 11 exons. Bases 159 to 2378 code for a protein of 739 amino acids. Gene Ontology annotation, molecular function: zinc ion binding; protein binding.